AACAAGCAGCAGCUCCCACAUGUGAGUCUUCUUCCAUUGGAAUCAAAUAAUCAAGCUUUACUUCAUAAAAUUCCAAUGGGGAAUGCCUUGGCAGGAAAGAAAACGACCAAGGUCAUGAAGAUCGACGGCCAAACCUUCAAGUUCAAGACUCCGGUCAGAGUCUGCGACGUCCUCAAGGACCACCCGGGGCUCGUGCUGCUGGAAUCCGAGGCGGUUAAGCACUACGGCGUCAGGGCCAGGCCGCUCGAGGCCAACCGGGAGUUGGCGCCCAAGAGGCUAUACUUUCUCGUGGAGCUGCCGCGCGAGCCGGCGGUGCUGCCACGGAGGGUGCGGUCCGGGAUCAACAUGAGCGCCAAGGACAGGCUGGAGAGCCUGGUGCUGGCGCGGAGGUCUGCUUCAGACCUCACCAUCAUCAAAGGGCAGGGAAUGGAAGGAGCGGAGAACGGCGGAGUACGGCUGAGGAUGCGGGUGGCGAAGGCGGAGGUGGAGAGGGCGAUGCGUGGGUGCGAAACGGAGGCCGAGGCGGCGGAGAAGAUCGUUGGACUCUGCAUGGCCAAAAGCGGCGAGGCUUCAAAAGCUCGUCAGAAAAGAGUGAGUUUUAUGGCAAUCAGUGAAGGAGGGAAUCCUAUAGGAGUGGCAUCAUGAACAGUUAUUUUACAUAAAUUAGCCUUGCUGCUUUAUUAGUUAAAUAUGAUUAAGAGUGAUGUUGUUUACAUUUUCUUGCUAUAUAUAUUUUUGUGUAUGAAUCACAAACUGUUGCAAUAAUUAUAUGGCUGUUUUCUUAUAAACAAUACCUUUGUAGUUGUCAAUAACAGUGAA
This is a messenger RNA of Vigna radiata var. radiata (mung bean), 819 nucleotides long. RefSeq lists its product as uncharacterized. Lineage: Eukaryota; Viridiplantae; Streptophyta; Magnoliopsida; Fabales; Fabaceae. Bases 76 to 645 code for a protein of 189 amino acids. The transcript is spliced from 2 exons. The record is from RefSeq and is a predicted model, not a curated record.